AUGGGGCAUCGACGUUUUCUUGAAGAUAAUCAUAGGUUUCGAAGGCAAACCAUCACUUUUAAUGGUCGUCGAGAGCAUCGUAGUGCACCAAGGCAGUGGACUGGUUUACAAUGUCUCGAAGAACUUUCUACAUUGAGAUUUACUUUUGGAAAACCAAACAAGGAUGCUUCAGUUGGGCAACGCAGAAGAAGAGCUUCGAGCAGUACAAGUAGUAACAGUCAGUGGAAGAAGAAAUCGAUUUUUUAUGAACUACCUUAUUGGAGGCAUCUGUUGAUUAGACACAGUCUUGAUGUUAUGCAUAUCGAGAAGAAUAUAUUUGACAGUGUGGUGGGAACAUUGCUAGAUAUAGAAAAGUCUAAAGAUGGAUUGGCGGCACGUGCAGAUCUUGAAUUCUUGAACAUAAGACAUAGUCAACACCCACGUAGAGAAGGAAAUAGAACAUUUCGACCUCCAGCAUUGUUCACAUUGAAAAGAGAAGAAAAAACUGCGUUUUGUAAAGUAUUGUCUACUAUUCGGGUCCCAGAUGGAUAUUCAUCAAAUCUGUCGCGAUGUGUGCACGUGAAUGAACGAAAAAUACAUGGGUUGAAAAGUCAUGAUUGCCAUGUUUUAAUGCAGCAGUUACUCCCGCUUGCAAUACGUCUGGUUUUGCUUAAAGCUGUUACUAUGGUUUUAUUAGAGUUGAGUGCAAUUUUCAGACAGUUAUGUAGUAAGAAGGAGUCUGAGGAAGGAUUUAAGCAACUGAAUUCAAGAAUUGCCUUGACAUUAUGUCAACUUGAGAAAAUAUUCCCUCCUGCAUUUUUUGAUAUAAUGGUGCACCUCCCAGUUCACUUGGCAGAUGAAGCAGCUCUUGCAGGGCCUGUUCAAUAUAGAUGGAUGUAUCCAAUUGAACGGUAUUUGCAAACACUUAAGCGCUAUGUUCGUAAUAAAGGUCGUCCUGAAGGUUCUAUUGCUGAAGCAUAUUUGGUGGAUGAGUGGUUGUCAUUUUCUUCCAUGUAUCUUAGAGACGUUGAGUUUCGUCGUACCCGUAAAGGCCGAAAUGAAGAUGGUAUUGGACGUGGAGUAUCUGGUGGGUUAUCAAUUUUUGACUCGAAAGGAUGUUAUAUGGGUUCAGGAGAAAAUGUGGAGCUCGAUCUAAAUGUUCUUGAUCAGUGCCAUAGAUACAUUCUAAAUAAUUGUGAUGAGGUUAGCCCAUUUAGAAGGCAACAUGAAGAAUUCUUGAAAACUAAACAUCGUCGAGAAAGGUUAACUAUGCGAGAAAUUAAGGAGCUAAGCAAGAAAGAAUUUCCAGAAUGGUUCAAGCAACAUAUGAAUUCAAGAUAUGAUGCUAAUGACACAUUGAUAUCUCAAGACUUGCAUUGGCUAGCUAAUUAUCCUAGUAGGGUUGUGAGUAGAUACAAAAGUCACAUUGUUCAUGGAUUUAGAUUUCGUAUAAAAUCUGUGGAUGAUAAGCAUAAGAAUCAAAAUUGUGGUGUCUUUGUACCUGCAAAUGUUCCUGGAGCAAUUGGGCAAGUGAAUUGUUAUGGCAGAGUUGUAGAUAUGUUCGAGGUCAAAUAUUGUGGUCCUACUGAAGCAGGAGAUAGAGGUCGAGCUGUGAUGUUAUUUAAGUGCGAAUGGGUUAAUAGUGAAAGUCCACGAGGAAUGAAGACUGAUCAAUAUGGAUUUACUAUGGUGAAUUUCAAUCAAUUGGGAUUUAAAGAUGAUCCUUUCAUACUAGCAUCACAAGCAUUACAUGCAUUUUACGUGGAGGACACGAUUGAAAAAGGUUGGCACGUAGUUGUUCGAACUCAGCCAAGAGAUUUAUUUGACGUGUUAGAGGAUAGUGAUGCUAUUGAUGAUUAUGCCAUGCCGAACUUGGAUGAUCGAAUUCUUGAUAAUGAAAAUUUCCUUACAAGGGUUGACGUGGAAGAGACUCCCUUUCUUGAAUCAUUAGCGUUGCCUACCGAGUUCGUUAAUCAUGCAAAUACCGACGAUGAGUUAACAGAUGAUGACAGGGAAUAA
Pyrus x bretschneideri (Chinese white pear) is the source of this 1998-nucleotide messenger RNA. RefSeq lists its product as uncharacterized. NCBI's taxonomy places the organism in Eukaryota, Viridiplantae, Streptophyta, Magnoliopsida, Rosales, Rosaceae. The record is from RefSeq and is a predicted model, not a curated record. The transcript has 4 exons. The coding region runs from base 1 to 1998 and encodes 665 amino acids.